GAAUUUCAAGGUCGCUGUUUAACCGUGGACGUAACAAUUCAUGGUUAAUCACAAGUUAAAUGAAGAUCGUUCUCUGAAAGAAUUUGAUGACUGGCUAACUAGAUCAUCCAGCCUGCACACUGCAUAUCCUGGAAGAAGUUUAUUGAAAAUUUCAAACAACUUAAAAUUUGGCCAACGUGGUCUAAUUGCUUGUUGUGAAAUAAAAGCAAAACAAUGCUGUUAUUCUGUACCAUUAAAUGAUUUACGCUUAAUUCUUACACCGUUACGAUGUGCUUAUCUACUCAAUCAUUGUCCAUGUUUUGAAGAUUCCAAACGUUAUCAAGCUAAUUUAAACUCUAUCGAUACUCUUAUAGCUUUUAUUUAUCAUUGUAAAUACUCAACUUCGACCAAAUGCAUCUUAAGAAAGAUUUGGGCAUCUUAUCUAUCUGUUCUGCCAGAAGUUUAUUUGGAUCCAUUAUCUUGUAUCUUAUUCGAUACUGACUGUUUAUUUGAAAGAAUAUUGGCAGCUAACGCUUCGCACUAUUUUCAUUCAAAUGAUGUAAAUAUUAAAUUACAACGUUUGCUAACACGACUGUUAAGAUCGUGGCAUUGCAUAAAACGAAUUUUUACUAAUAACAAUGAUUGUACAAAAGGUUUGCACUAUAAAGGUUAUAGCAUUCCGCCAAAAGAAUUUCUAUGGGCUUGGUGUACCGUGAAUUCACGUUGUGUUUCAUGUCCUUUUAAAGAAUCUUUAUCAGAAGUUCAACAUCUUUAUAAUCUACUAAUCAGUUUUGAUUUAAAAGAUUUGAGCUUUUGUAACGAUUUUGAAGUUGUUUCAAUGUUUAUGAAUGCGGAGAAUAGCCACACAGUCGCUUUGAUACCAUUUUUUGAUUUUUUAAAUCAUGGUCAGAAUGUACCAACCGCUCUAUCAUUGUCUAAAACAGAAUUAUCAUUGGAAUUAUAUUUGGAACGUUCAGUAUCUGCAGGUGAACAGGUUUUAAUCAAUUACGGAGCACAUGAUAAUUUAACUCUAUUCACAGAAUAUGGUUUCAUUCUUCCAUUCGAUGAGAAAAGCACCAAUGAAGUGAUUUACUUAAGUUACUGUUUCAUCAUGGAUUUAUUUCAUAAUUUAGUCGAUUCAUUCAUAACAUUGACUAGCAGUAUUAGUAAUAGUAGUAGUAAUUCUGUUAGUAUAUCGAAUACAAUCAAAUCGUUUACUGAUAAUCAAACUGUAGAGAAUAAAUUCAAGAUAUUACCACAAGUCUACUAUUCAUUACGUCUUUAUUUUCAUCGAAUUCUUGAAAAGUUAGAUCUAUCCCUACCACAUAAUUCCACUGAUAACGAUGACGGUAACGGCGAUGAUGAUGAUGAUAUUACAUGGAGUUCAGUUUAUUUAUCACUUGAUAGUAAUAAUAAUUUUGGUCCAUCCUAUCACCUAGGUUUAAUAUUAUUUUUAAUGUAUACAUUUAUGAGUAAUAUACAUAACAAUGAUAAUCAACAACAGUGUUAUCAAUCUCUUGAUAAUUUGUAUAAUAUUUCAGAAGACACUAUUUACUUAACUAUUCAAACAUUAUCAAAUCGAAUUUAUACGAUCCUUUUAGAACAGCUGAAACAUGAUCGGGAAAAAAUUGUUCAUUUAAUGAAUAAUCCCGCCUGUCAGCACUAUUCGUCAACAUUGAUGUCAUCUACUUUAGCGACAUCUAUUUGUUUAGUAAAUAAAUUUUGUAAAGAUUUUUUAUAUUAUUUUGAUCAACGUGAAUGUUUUAUUAAAAGUUUAAUGGGUAGUUAAUAUUGCUAUAUUAUUGUAUGUAUGUAUGUGUGUAUGUAUUGUAGGGAACAUAAUUGCCUUUUUCAUGUGUAUGUUUAUUUUAAAAGGUUUCAACUGACUUGCAUAUCUUGUUAUAUAUUGUCCUUGUUCACUUAUUUGUGUUAUUUUUGUUGAUUGAGUUCCACUUCUCUCGUCUAUUUUUUAAAAUACAGAUUACCUCUAUGUGUUUGUACCUAGGUGUACCGGGACAGACGUAUUCACUCCUUGCCUUCCUCUAGAACCUGAGUCUCGAAAUCUUAAACCUUUUUUCUUUGUAUAUACCUAAUAUCUUCUAUUAGUAUGGGAUUUGUCUUAGAAUAAUUUUAUCUCGCUUUACUAAUAUGGUAUGUAUGACGACCUGAACAUGUGUCAGAUUCUACGUUGCAUAUAACCGACUGAAUAUUGUACCGGUGUCUAUGUGUAUUUUCACUUUUACAACUGAUCUAUUGACAGUUCCC
Molecule: messenger RNA, 2244 nt
Organism: Schistosoma curassoni
Lineage: Eukaryota; Metazoa; Platyhelminthes; Trematoda; Strigeidida; Schistosomatidae
Source: the annotation of a GenBank genome assembly